Molecule: messenger RNA, 903 nt
Organism: Colletotrichum aenigma
Lineage: Eukaryota; Fungi; Ascomycota; Sordariomycetes; Glomerellales; Glomerellaceae
Product: putative transporter
Exons: 4
Coding region: 1-903 (300 amino acids)
Biological process (GO): transmembrane transport
Cellular component (GO): membrane
Molecular function (GO): transmembrane transporter activity
Source: RefSeq, a predicted model, not a curated record
AUGGCAGAAACAAAGCAGGAGCUGCAAGUGGCCGAUUCACCUGGCCUUGCGACGCCGAUAUCUGAACAGGAUUGGACGAACCAUGAGGAAACUCAAGCUAGGAGGAAGAUUGACGGCUCAGUGCUGCCGUUGCUAUAUCUGGGGCUGCUUGUCUUUCAGCUGGAUCGCAUGAACCUGGCGAGUGCUCUUACUGGUGGUUUCGCGAAGGAUAUCGGAGUGGAUCAGGACACAAUCAAUCUCGGAAACCAGUUGAUGUUUCUAGGCAUUGUGAUUUUGGAAAUCCCGUCCAACAUGCUGCUUCAACAAGUUGGCCCUCGCAAGUACAUAUCAGCUCAAGUUAUGCUAUUAGGCUUGGUUGCGACCCUUCAGAUAUUUCUCCGCGAUAGAAAGGGCUUUCUGGCAUCGCGAAUGUUUCUCGGUCUGGCAGAGGCAGGUUAUAUACCGGGUGCCUGCUACACACUGUCGACAUGGUAUAAGAAGAAAGAGCUCGCGAAGCGGGUCGCUGUUUUCUUCUUUGUUGAGGGAGUGUUCACUAUCUUCGUGGGACUCUCCCUGUUGUUACUCCUCCCUGGAUCUCCCGAAACCCCUGAUCCCCUUUUGAGCCGAGGCCUCGUCCGCUUCAAAGGCUCGGAAAGAGCCAUCAUUCAAUGCCGACUCGAAUCCGAUGACAAGGAGAAGCGACAUGGCGUGCAAGGAAUGCAUAUACCGCCAAAACUUGUGCUCAAGACGAUCUUGCAUUGGCAACGAUGGCCCCAUUUUCUGAGCAGCUUCGCCGUCUUCUCCACCUGGAGUCCUUUGACAACUUACACGCCAACUAUUAUCAUGCAAGUAGCACGGGAUCUGGGUCGAGGACAUUAUGCUAAUCGGGAGUCUUGCAGGAACCUCGGCUUCAACCGCAUAUAA